UUGAGCGCGUCGGUCUCAUGUGUUUCUUUUUAUUAUGUGAGCAAAGUCGAGGUGCGCGUGGGGAAUCCGGAUCAGUUAAUCCAUUCAAAAAUAAGAUUGUCUCUAUUCGCUUUAGUCUGCGCACACCGUCCACGCGUGUGCUGUCUUGUGCGCGCGGUUCUGUUCCGAAGUCCAGCUCAUCUGAGUUACACAUUAGAAGCAGGUGCGCGACUUACACAUACACUCGGUCUAAAUGGAAAGUUAAACGUUGGCUCCUCUCAAGAGAUUUGAGGCAGCUAUUAAUGCUGUGUAAAAGACCGGAUGAGUUUUGGUUUCCCUUUCCUGGCAAAAUCAAUCGCAGGCUCAAGUGAGCUUUUGACUAUUUCCUGGACUAAACACUUCUUCUCUGGUUUGUGGCUAUGGAUAAAUUGACUCCCUUGGAGUGCUUGCUGCCGUCAGGUAAGCAGAAAAUAUGCCUCAUCAUUCUCAACCAGCCGUUAGACCAAGACCACUUGAACAUUCUCUGGAAAAAAGCUCUCUUGAGGGCUUGUGCUGAUGGAGCUGCCAAUCAUCUUUACAGCAUUACAUCUGAAGAUAGAGACAGCUUCCUCCCCGACUACAUCAGUGGAGAUUUUGAUUCAAUUACAGCUGAAGUGAAGGCUUUCUAUGCAGACAAGGGAUGUAGGCUGAUAGAAACCUACGACCAGGAUCUCACCGACUUCACCAAGUGUCUGAUCUUGCUGCUGAACGAGAUCCAAAGGCGUCAGUUGCAGGUGGAUGCCAUCGUGACCUUGGGUGGCCUCGGGGGGCGGUUUGACCAAAUAAUGGCCUCAAUGGAGACCCUGCAUCAUGCACUCUCUCUCACGGAACUCCCUGUGUUGAUCGUCCAAGAUACCAGCCUGGCGUGUCUUCUCAAACCCGGUAACCACCAACUUGAAGUAAACACAGGCUUGGAAGGAGACUGGUGCGGCCUUAUUCCAGUAUGUGGAGCUUGCAAGACCAUCACCACUGGACUGAAAUGGAACCUGGAUAACCAGAUCCUGAAGUUCGGGGAACUGGUCAGCACCUCCAACACCUAUGAGCCAGUGGCCCCGGGAGAAGCCAGGAAGACUGUAACCGUGACAACGGACCAACCUCUCAUAUGGUGCAUGGGCAUCUCUACUGAGAGUCUCACCACCAAGUGAUUGUCCGCCGUGCCUUUCACUAGAUGGUCAAACGCUAUCGCCUUUUUUCUGACUGACAAGAAUGCUAUCCCCCUUUCAGCAAGUCUUCCAAAGGAAAUGGAUUUUCUCUGUGUGUUUCCUGUGGACGAGCUUCAUUGUAUCGGACUGCAUUUCUUCUGGUUUUCAGCUUUCAUUUUCAAAGGAUUGUACGAGUUUCUGUCUUAUAGUGGUGCAGAAAUUUUAAGUGUAAAUCUGGAAAUGUGUCUCCAUUUCCUACAGCACUGAGAUAUAUUGUUGAGACUGACAAUGUCACUGUGUUGUUUCUUGUCUCCUUUCUUCCCAACAAAGGUUCCUCUUCUUCUUGGGAAUCAAACUAUGAGUCUGUGGUGAAAGAGGUGGUCAUCUUCGACAUCUGCAUGAGUGAACGCAAUAGCCACUCUGAUGAGUGACAAUGUGUCUGUAUGUGGCCUUUUCAUCUCACCUCCCAAUAUGAUGUGUCCAGGAGUUUUACCACUUUCUCCUAGUAUAUUUUUUGAAAACAUCUUCUCAGCCUUUAUCACCCCUUCCUCUGCUGCAAUGCUUCUUCAGACACCAAUCUGACUUUUCUUUUAAAGCACUUUGUGAACAGCGUUCUAAGAAGCCCUAUCUGAAUAAAGCUGUAUAUUAUUAUAACUGCUGUUGUGGCAUCUCACCACAAGGUGGCAGAAACAACCUUUCUCACUUUUCUGACAACGCUUGCAACUCAACAUGACCACACAGUCACAGGCAGUUAUGAAUCUCUAUAAAACAAACAAAUCGAGCUUUUGGUUGUUUUUUAUUUACAUCAUGUAAUACAAAUGUCCACAGAAGGUAUAAAUGUCAUCUCUUCAGUCUCCAGCCCAAUAACACCAUUCCAGAAAGUCCCAUAUCGGACCAGCGUUUAACCACCACUGGAAGACAAAGAGAAGAAAUGUUAGGACCAUUCAAUCACAUUUGACUUUUUUUUUUUUUCAAACAAGAUGAUCCAUCUUUAAAUGAGGUCAUUAACUGAGACCAGACCUUUAUAUGUGAGAGGAGUGAAAACAGAGUGGAUCAACAGAUCUACUCUACAUCAUGAGAACGACUUUGAA
Messenger RNA from Synchiropus splendidus (mandarinfish), 2251 nucleotides. It is a transcript of the gene tpk1, whose product is annotated as thiamin pyrophosphokinase 1. NCBI's taxonomy places the organism in Eukaryota, Metazoa, Chordata, Actinopteri, Syngnathiformes, Callionymidae. The transcript has 9 exons. Gene Ontology annotation, molecular function: thiamine binding; ATP binding; thiamine diphosphokinase activity. Gene Ontology annotation, biological process: thiamine metabolic process; thiamine diphosphate biosynthetic process. The record is from RefSeq and is a predicted model, not a curated record. Bases 399 to 1163 code for a protein of 254 amino acids.